Messenger RNA from Stomoxys calcitrans (stable fly), 2733 nucleotides. RefSeq names its product solute carrier family 26 member 6 (gene Prestin). Gene Ontology annotation, biological process: transmembrane transport. Gene Ontology annotation, cellular component: membrane. Lineage: Eukaryota; Metazoa; Arthropoda; Insecta; Diptera; Muscidae. Bases 14 to 2500 code for a protein of 828 amino acids. The transcript is spliced from 7 exons. Gene Ontology annotation, molecular function: bicarbonate transmembrane transporter activity; sulfate transmembrane transporter activity; chloride transmembrane transporter activity. The record is from RefSeq and is a predicted model, not a curated record.
GUAUUUCUUGUUAAUGUUUCUUAUAUGGGUCUCCCGAAUUUCGCUUCCGACUAACCCCAUUUCAGUAUUCAGUAAAUCACCCAAUCGGUCAGUCAGUCAGUCAUACAUAAACGGUCGGAUUGUAAACUACGACUUUACUGAGAGUUGUCGCACGAACCAACAACAGAAACAUUUUUGCCUAAAACGUUUACAACAAUACGCUGCCAUAUAUUGGCAACCAUCGCCAUCUUCAAGUCCAUAUCGCGGAGCUGGUUCUUCGUUUUCGAUCUCCACAUCGAAAUGUUCCUCUAGAUUAUCGAAUAGAGUGUCAAAUAAUGACACAGCGCAGCAACAGUACGAAGCCCAAGGAAUAUUGAGCAAACAAAAAGUUAUUUGUAAUCAUCCAUUUCUCAUAAAGUUCCAAUACACCGAUGAGGAUAUAGGAGGUAUACAGGUCACAAAAAUGUCGAAAAGUAGUAGCAGCAACGAAAAUGGAAACAAUGAAGCUAAAAAGCCUUUAACCACCACAACAACAAAUUCUAAACCAAAAAUCCAACCCAAAUAUGAUGUUCACCGUGAUGUCUUGACCCAUGAAUUGGUCAUCAAGCAGACCGGUUAUAAUGCCCGCGAUAAAAGUAUACCCUAUGGAUUGAAAAAAUGUUGGCACAAUUGGUCCUUUUGGGCCAUGUUUGCCGGCAUUCUGCCCAUAGUACAAUGGUUGCCAAAAUAUUCACCCAAACGUGAUUUAAUAGGUGAUAUAAUAGCCGGUUUUACGGUGGCUAUAAUGCAUAUACCUCAUGGCAUGGCCUACGGCUUAUUGGCCGGUGUCUCUCCAGGCUGUGGUCUAUACAUGGCCAUAUUUCCCACGCUUGUAUAUAUGGUGCUGGGCACUUCGAAGCAUAUCUCGAUUGGUACAUUUGCGGUGGCCAGUAUGAUGACCUUGAAAGUGGUGCAAUCCUAUGCCUCCGAUGAACAAGUGAUAUCGCAGGGAGGUGAAAAUGUGAUAACGCCGCUGGAAGUGGUGACAACGCUGGCGUUUACAGUGGGACUACUGCAUCUUGCCAUGGGCUUCUUCAGACUAGGCACAUUGUCAUCCCUGCUCAGUGAUCCCCUGGUGAAUGGUUUCACAACGGGUGCAGCUUGUCAUGUUGUUACUAGUCAACUGAAGGAUGUCUUCGGGGUUACAGUGCCACGUCACAAAGGAGCAUUCAAAAUUAUCUACACCAUAGUAGAUCUGUGCGCCGCUUUGCCCAGUACAAAUGUACCUGCGCUAUUAUUCUGUUUGGGCAUCAUAGUCUUCAUGACCAUAUGCAAUGAACUGAUAAAGCCUUGCCUACGGAAAUAUUGUCGUUUCCCCCUACCCGCCGAACUAAUAGCCGUCAUUGGCGGCACCGUGAUAUCGAUGUUGGUUGAUGUUAAAAACAAAUAUGAUAUAAAGCCCGUGGGCGAUAUACCCACGGGCUUGCCAAUGCCAGUAUUACCACGCAUGGAUUUGGUGCCAGAUCUGGUAGUAGAUUCCAUAGCUAUUGCCAUUGUUACCUAUUCGAUAGUUAUGUCAUUGGGUUUGACCUUUGCCAAAAAGCAUUCGUAUGAAGUGAGGCCCAAUCAGGAACUAUUCGCCAUGGGUGUGGGCAAUAUUGUGGGAGGAUUUUUCCAAUGUAUACCCUUGGCAUGUUCGCUAUCACGAUCUCUCAUACAGGAGCAGACAGGAGGUGCUACGCAACUGGCUUCAUUGGUUUCAGCUUUGAUCAUAUUGAUAACUUUGUUUUGGGCCGGCCCGUUUUUUAGUUUUUUACCCAGAUGUGUCUUGGCUGGCGUUAUUAUAGUGGCACUUAAGCCCAUGUUCAUGCAGGCAGGAGAACUAAAGAAAUUUUCCAAACAAGGCAAAUUGGAACUGUUGACAUGGCUCUCUACAUUCAUUUGUGUGGUGCUGAUAGAUAUUGACAUUGGUCUUCUCAUUGGCGUUUGCAUAUCCCUCCUAUCGCUGUAUAUCAAAGGACUUAAGCCGUACUCUUGCCUCCUGGGCUAUAUACCAGAAGCCUCUGCUGUUUAUGUGGACAUGAAUCAUCAUCGCAAUGCCUUCGAAGUUCCUGAGACGAAAAUCUUCCGAUAUUGCGGCUCACUGAACUUUGCUACCUCCAUGUAUUUCCGCAAAGCUCUCAACAAAGCUUUGGGAAUUGAUAGUGAGAAUACCCGCAGAGCCUCCUAUAUACCACUCUCACAAAAUGGCUCCACCACCAUAAAUGGUGGCAUUACCCCGCUGCAUCAUCUGAAUUCGUCCUUCCGUUAUUUGAUAUUAGACUUUAGUAUGUUGGGUCACAUUGAUGUGGCGGGAAGUCGAGCGUUAUCCGAUGUAAAGCAUGAACUGGAGAAAAGAGGAGUUUGUACAUUUUUUGCCACACCCACUGAUCGGGUGUACGAUUGUUUGGUGCAUAGUAUGGUGCUGGGUGAGGGACCCUUCGAAAUGUUCCCCACAUUACAUGAUGCUGUGGAGUAUGCCAAUGCUUGUCGCCUGGCGUGAUAUUUAGAAUAUAGAACAAAUACUACUACUACAACUACUACUACCACUACUACUACCACUACAAAAGGCUUAAUGAAUACGUGACAAAUUGUUCUCAUGACAAUUUUUUUUAACAACAUUACAAUUAAAUAAAGUAAUGUAAAACAAAACCGAAAUUUAGUUCUUAACUACUACAACAUCAACAAAAUAUGUCUGUUAAAUGAAUUUUGUAGGAAUUGUGUAAAAGAAACUAA